UGGGUUUUUAUUUAACCCGUAAGUAUUAAAAAUAGUUAAGAAAACCAACACAGAAAUGCCAAUAAAAGAGGAGAACUGGUUACACUAGACUCAAAAAAAUCAUAAUUUACCAACCCGAGAUAAAUCUUUUAAACAGUCUAUGUCAAAACUGAUGAAAGAUAUAAAAUAACACUGCACAGUCCAGUGUAAAUGUAGAAUGCGUCAUUAUACUUUACAGGAUCUGCCAGGAUAACAUGUCUUUGAGUUAUCAUCUGCAUUCACUUUCCGUUUCCCAGGUCAGUGAGAGACGCUUCCCAGAGGAGCUAAUCAGCGCCUCCACAAUGUUCCUGCUGAAAAGCACCACCUCACUAGGGAGCCAAUCAGGGACACCAUUCAAUUAUGCUGACAUGCUGAGAACCAUGGCAACACACGGUAACAGAUCAGAAAGAGUGUCAGCCUCCACGUCCUCUCCCACUCUUCCAACACCUACCUUGGACAUCUACUCAAGGUCAGGAGACUCAGUGGUCCUGGCCUGCCGAGCCCCCAGGGGCCACAGUGGCGUUGUGUUCAUGUUGUACCGUGACACCGAAAAAAUGGACUCGCGUGAACUACUCUACGCUGUGGAGCAGGUUCACUUCACCGUCAGGACGGAUGGACCAGAUUCAGGGCAGCGGCAUCUUUACUGCUGCUUGUACAAGAACCAAGAGGGACUGUACAGUCUGUUCAGCCCUUACUUGCAACUACAGGAACAAAGAGCUGACGCUCCAACUCCUCCCAUUUCUUCGUGUCCCUCUCCGGUCUUAUCCGUGCAGCCCUCCGAUGGUGCGGUGACACUGGGAGACACGCUCCACUUCCGAUGUAGCGUCCCCACUCACUCAAACCAGUUACAGUCCCAGUCUAGCAAACCUGCAAUGUUUCUUUUGCUGAGGGAGCAAACAGGGAGAACAUCUGUCAUCCCGCUGCGUCAGGCCAGCCAGGUGUCAAACCCUGAACCACAGCCAGGGGUUUUCAAUGUGGGACCAGUCAGAGGAGGCGAAGAGGGGCAGUACACCUGCCUCUACCAGAUCAACAGUAAAAAGGGAUUGGUGAACUCAUCUGUCAGCAAUGUGGUGCAAGUCACGAUUAGAGGUGUGCUUCCUAUGCCCUCCCUGGUUCUCCAGCAGCAGACAGACGUGUGGCAUUUGCUCUGCACAGGAUCCCCUGCAUAUCCUGGUUCUAUGUUCUCACUCUACGCUGCUGACAGCGAACUUCCUGUGGCAACUUACCGUGCAAAAGCUUUGCAACAUCAGGUCACAUUCCCUGUGCCUGUCCAGGAUUCACCAGUGACCUUUUAUCAGUGCCAGUACAGGGCUCCGUUGGGAAGCACAUGGAGCCUCUCGGGUAGAAGCGUCCCUCUGGUUUUAACUACAGGAAAUUCCCCUCCAACAUCAAAAGGUGUGGACUGGCCUCUCAUACUGGGCUCCUUCUCUGCAGCCUUAUUAUUUCUCUGCUCGGCGGUUUUUGUGGCUGUGCUGAUUAAGAGAAAAGCAAAAGCAGCUGCCAAGGAAAAGAAGAGAAGACAACAAGCACAGUUCUGGACUAAAGUGCACGCUCGAGACCACGUUGUUGAUCUUACUGUCAGGCGUACAAGUUUUGAUUCUCAGGAAUGGGCCUGUGGGGAAACAGAGACACCCUCCAGAUCUUCUCUGUGGAACCCCCUCUCUACUUUCACAACCCCAAUGCAUUAGAAAUGUUUAUUUCAUAUCUACCUGAGUGUGUGUGUGUGUGUGUGCGUGUGUGUGUGUGUUGGCGUGUGUGUAUGUAUUUGGGAAUUUACUCACGGUUUAUCAAUGUAGCAACAGUUGGUGUUACACAGCAUGACAGGAAGGGGACAUUUCCUGUUCUUACUUUUUUCUUUUAUGUGUAGGAGUUUUUGUAAGAUUAUUUCUUCGUAUAUGUUUAUUUGUUGUUACUAAGACUAUGAAAUUAAAUGCAGAGUUUACUAUCUUUUUUAUAAUGUUUACUGUACAUUUUGUAUUUUUCUCUAUGACUCUAAAGAUCCAUGCAUUAACAAAUUGGUCUAUAUGUUGCAUUUACUAGGAGGUAUAAGUGAAUUUAGAAAUGGACUGAUCAGA
Molecule: messenger RNA, 2093 nt
Organism: Poecilia reticulata (guppy)
Lineage: Eukaryota; Metazoa; Chordata; Actinopteri; Cyprinodontiformes; Poeciliidae
Source: RefSeq, a predicted model, not a curated record